Cynocephalus volans (Philippine flying lemur) is the source of this 3015-nucleotide messenger RNA. RefSeq names its product coiled-coil domain containing 8 (gene CCDC8). Lineage: Eukaryota; Metazoa; Chordata; Mammalia; Dermoptera; Cynocephalidae. Gene Ontology annotation, biological process: regulation of mitotic nuclear division; microtubule cytoskeleton organization. The coding region runs from base 742 to 2559 and encodes 605 amino acids. The transcript has a single exon. The record is from RefSeq and is a predicted model, not a curated record. Gene Ontology annotation, cellular component: 3M complex.
CCCGGGGAGCGCGAGGAGGAGCUUCCGGCCCCUGCGCCCCACGGCCCCACGGCCCCACGGCCCUGAGCGCGCGGGCUGGGGAGCGCGAGGCGCGUCCAGGUCAGCCCGGAGCUCGGUGGCAGCCUGCCUGGGGGCGGGAGACCCUGCCGGGGGGUUGGGCUGAGGCCUCCGAACGCCUCGGCCAUAUUGAGUAGCCACGGCUGAGCUGUCUUUGUCCGCCAAGUCCUCUGCCAAGUUCCAGCCGCGUCCCUGGCGCCGGGGGCAGCCCGUGCGGCCCACUUUGGACUGGACUUUGAGCCUCAUCCCGGUUCACGUAAGCAUCCCGGGCGCUGAUUGCCACAGGUCCUUCGGGGGGAGCCGGACUUGGCCAAUACUGGACUUGCUGCGGGCGGAGAAAUCGGGAGGAGCUGGCUCAGCCCCCGCUGGGGAGGCGAGACUCCUGGGGCAGCGUCGCCGCGACCUCCUGUUCCCCAGGAGUGCGGUCUGCGAGCCGUGUGUUCGGGCUCAUCGUCCCCCACCCCAGAGAUCACCCUGGAGAUCUUAAAGACUCUCGAGAAAAGCCACGUGGGGGGCUGGUUCCCCUGGGGCUUCCUCCCGUCCCCCGACUGCCUGAUCCUUUGGAGCGUCCCUGACGUCUGCAAAGAUGUGGAUUUGGACGUCCUCGUGGAAGCCUUGAAGCCCGUGGGGACCUUUAAGAAGAUCGGCAAGGUGUUCCGCAAGGAGGAGGACUCCACGGUGGGGAUGCUGCAGAUUGGAGAGGACGUCGACUAUUUGCUAAUCCCGCGGGAGGUCCGACUGGCAGGGGGCGUCUGGAGGGUCAUCUCCAAGCCCGCCACCAAGGAGGCGGAAUUCCGGGAGCGGCUGACCCAGUUUCUGGAAGAAGAGGGCCGCACCCUGGAGGACGUGGCCCGCAUCAUCGAAAAGAGCACCCCGCACCCGCCCCAGCCUCCCCGAAAGCCCAAGGAGCCCCGACCGAGGAGGAGAGUCCAGCAGAUGGUGACCCCUCCGCCCCGGUUAGUCGUCGGUACGUACGACAGCAGCAACGCUAGUGACAGCGAGCUCAGUGACUUCGACACCUCCAGAGUCAAGGGCAAGAAAGGCUCGGGGCGCGGCAAGAAAGUGCGCAAAAUGCCUGUCAGUUACUUGGGCAGCAAAUUCCUCGGAAGCGACCUGGAGAGCGAAGAUGAUGCGGAACUGGUCGAGGCCUUCCUCCGGCGAGGGGAGAAGAAGCCCAGCGCGCCGCCUGCGCGCCGCCGCGUCAACCUGCCGGUGCCCAUGUUUGAGGACAGCGCGGGACCCCAGCUCUCCAAGGCGGACAGGUGGCGAGAGUAUGUCAGCCAGGUGUCCUGGGGGAGGCUGAAGCGGAGAGUGAAGGGCUGGACACCAAGGUCUGGCCCCGGGGCGGGCGAGGCCCGGCAGGCCUCCACCGCAGUGGAGAGAGAUGGGGCCUCCUCGGUGCCAGGCAGCACCAGCCGGAGGGAAGAAGGGAGAAACGCAGGAGACGAGCCCGUGCCCGAGACCUCCCUCAGACGGUGGAGGCCCAAGAUCAACUGGGCCUCCUUCCGGCGACACAGGAAGGAGGAGGCAGCAUCCACAGUUCAGGGGGCAGACAUCCCCGCUGACCAGGGGGCAGAGGCUGCAGAUAAUCAGGGGGCAGAGGCUGCAGAUAAUCAGGGGGCAGAGGCUGCAGAUAAUCAGGGGGCAGAGGCCAUAGCUGACCAGGGGGCAGAGGCUGCAGAUAAUCAGGGGGCAGAGGCUGCAGAUAAUCAGGGAGCAGAGGCCAUAGCUGACCAGGGGGCAGAGGCUGCAGAUAAUCAGAGGGCAGAGGCCAUAGCUGACCAGAGGGCAGAGGCCAUAGCUGACCAGAGGGCAGAGGCUGCAGAUAAUCAGGGGGCAGAGGCCAUAGCUGACCAGAGGGCAGAGGCUGCAGAUAAUCAGAAGGCAGAGGCCAUAGCUGACCAGAGGGCAGAGGCUGCAGAUAAUCAGGGGGCAGACAUCCCCGCUGACCAGGGGACAGAGGCUGCAGAUAAUCAGAAGGCAGAGGCCAUAGCUGACCAGAGGGCAGAGGCUACAGAUAAUCAAAGGGCAGGGGCCCCAGAGGACCAGGGGUCAGAGGCUGCAGAUAGUCAGAGGGCAGAAGCUAUAGCUGACCAGAGAGAAGGAGCCCCAGCUGUCCAGGAGGCAGAGGCCAUAGCUGACCAGGGAGCAGAAGCUGCAGAGAAUCAGAGGGCAGAGGCCCCGGCUGAGCAAAGGGCAGAGGCUGCACAUAGUCAGAGGGCAGUGAUCCCCGCUAUCCAGGAAGCUGAAGCUUCAGCUGCCCAGGGGGCCACAGGGGCAGCCGCAGGAACUAGGGCCCGGAAAUCGGUCAAGACAGUGAGGUUCCAGACCCCUGGACGCUUUGCAUGGUUCCGCAAGCGCCGAAGAGCCUUCUGGCACACUCCCCGGUUGCCCACCCUGCCCAAGAGAGUCCCCAGGGCAGGCGAGGGUAGGAGCCUCAGCGUGCUGAGGACUGAAGCCAGAGCAGAAGUGGAGCAGGGAGAGCAAGAAAACCAGCUGUGAGGUGAAGGCCAGAGGCCUUGGAGCGCCCUCUGUCUCCUGCUGUUCAGGCCGCCCCCCUCCCGCUCCACACGUGGAGGGAGGUGCUCUUUCUGCCUCCACACUUGAAAGUAGAGGCAGAGAGACGGACAGGUGGCACCUCCCACAUCUCCAUCUCACAACGCUCUCUCUCUUCUUGUCAAAGUGUUACCCCUCAUGCAUUGAUUUUUUAAAAUACUGACUCCUUAUGGCAACCCAAAGAAUGUAAGGAAAGAAAUUGAUACGGUGGUGUUGCAUCACCCAGGGUUUUAACUUCCUCAAAUGCAACUCUAGGUGCUCAGCUUGAAAACAGGAGAGAGGCAGGGUUGGGGAGAAACUCCUUUCUUUUCCUGCUCCCUUUCGCCUGCACACUUAACAUUGCCUCCUUGAAUGUAAAAAGAGGGCUCAACCAACAUGCAAAUAAACAUGCUCACAAACUCA